Brassica oleracea var. oleracea is the source of this 3721-nucleotide messenger RNA. Its product is annotated as probable disease resistance protein RPP1. Gene Ontology annotation, molecular function: ATP hydrolysis activity; ADP binding; protein binding. Gene Ontology annotation, biological process: signal transduction; defense response. Lineage: Eukaryota; Viridiplantae; Streptophyta; Magnoliopsida; Brassicales; Brassicaceae. The record is from RefSeq and is a predicted model, not a curated record. The transcript is spliced from 5 exons. The coding region runs from base 94 to 3468 and encodes 1124 amino acids.
UUUUCUCAUUAAAUACACAAAGCCUCUUUGUAAAUCAUUACUCUCUAUCUCGUAAAAUCUCUGUGAUCUAUAGAUCUUCUCUCCAGCCUAGUAAUGGAUCUUUACCUUCUCCUUGUGAUAAUUGCUACGCUUUUGUGUAGUAGAAUCUUUUCUUUUGUAUAUGCAAAGCUCAGAGUCCAAGAAAACAAAAUAAUCGCUUAUUCUCCUUCUUCAUCAUCUCCACCAUCUCGCCAGUCGUCUUUGCCUCGUAACUGGACACACGAUGUCUUCCCUAGCUUCCAUGGAGCAGAUGUCCGUAAAUCCUUUCUCAGUCAUCUUCUCAAGGAGUGUAGGAGCAAAGGAAUAAACCUGUUCAUAGAUAACGAGAUCACUAGAGGAGAGUUUAUCGGCCCUGAGCUCAAGAAGGCAAUCCAAGGAUCAAGAAUUGCGAUUGUGUUGCUCUCAAAAAGAUACGCUUCUUCCUCUUGGUGUCUUGACGAGUUAGUGGAGAUUAUGAAGUGUAAGGAAGAUUUAGGUCCAACGGUGAUGCCAGUUUUCUAUGAAGUGGAUCCAAGUGAUGUCAAGAAGCAGGCCGGUGAGUUUGGGAAAGUCUUCAAAAAAACUUGUAAAGGUAAAACAAAUAAGGUUACUAGGAAAUGGAGUGAAGCUCUAGCAAAAGUGGCCACCCUCGCUGGUUACCAUUCUAAUAACUGGGAUAAUGAUGCAAAAAUGAUCGAAGAUGUUGCCACUGAUGUCGCAAACAAGUUGUUUAACUCCACGCCGCCAAGAUAUUUCGACGAAUUCAUUGGGAUGGAAGCUCAUAUGAACAAGAUUUCGCCUGUUUUACGCACAGAUUUGGAUGAAGUGAGGAUGAUAGGGAUUUGGGGGCCGGCUGGGAUUGGCAAGACCACCAUUGCUAGGUGUCUGUUCAAUCAACUAUCCCAUUCGUUUCAAUACAGUGUCUUUCUGAUGAAUGUCAAAGCAAUGUAUACGCCACCGAUUUGUUCAGACGACCACAAUGUGAAGUUGCUUUUCCAGCAAAAGUUUUUGUCUCAAAUACUCAACCAAAAAGAAGAUUUCGAGAUUUCUCACUUGGGAGUUGCACAAGAAAGACUGAGUGAUAAGAAAGUUCUUGUUGUUCUUGAUAACGUUGACCGGUUAGUACAACUAGAAGCCAUGGCCAAAGAAACUGGGUGGUUUGGUCAUGGAAGUCGAAUUAUCAUUACGACGCAAGAUCGAAAGAUUCUGAAGGCACAUGGGAUCACUCAUAUAUACAAGGUUGAUUUUCCGUCAGAUCGUGAGGCUAUUCAGAUGUUUUGUAUGUAUGCUUUUGGUCAAAAGUCCCCUGAAGAUGGUUUUGAGAACCUUGUAUGGGCAGUUACAAGACUCGUCGGUAAACUCCCUUUGGGACUAAGGGUUAUGGGAUCUCAUUUUCGUGGAAUGGCCAAGCAGGAGGGGGAGAAUGAACUACCAGAGCUAUGGAGAUGCCUUGAUGGAGAAAUUGAGAGCAUUUUGAUGUUCAGUUAUAACGCAUUAUCUCAAGAAAAUAAAGAUUUGUUUCUUCAUAUAGCCUGCAUUUUCAACCUUGAAAGUAUAGAGAGAAUGGUAGAGUAUCUUUCAAAGAUAUUUCCUGAUGUGAGGCAACGGCUUAACGUCUUAGCUGAGAAGUCUUUCAUAUCUUUGGAAAGUGAACUCGUGAGUAUGCAUGAUCUGCUAGUCCAGCUGGGUAGAGACAUUGUCCGCAAACAGUCCAGUGAACCUGGACAACGCCAGUUUCUGGUCGAUAAAAGAGAGACUUGUGAAGUACUUUCUGAUGAUGCAGCGGGUAGUGGAAAUGUUAUUGGCAUAAAGUUUGAUGGAGACGAAAUAAAUGUGAGUGAGAGAGCCUUUGAAGGAAUGUCUAAUCUCCAGUUCUUAAGACUCGGACCGGAAAUUGAUAAUGGAGGAGAUGCAUUUCAUCUAUUUGGUGGACAAAGCUAUUUAUCUCGUAAACUUAGAUUACUAAAUUGGAGCUAUUUUCCGCUGACAUGUUUGCACUGUAUUCCCAAGCCAGAGCUCCUCGUGGAACUAAUCAUGCCUGACAGCAAACUUGAGAGGUUGUGGGAAAGAACAAAACCGCUUAGCAAUCUCAAGUGGGUUGAUUUGGCGCAUUCAAAAAACUUGAAGGAUGUUUUUAGUCUCUCAACUGCCACUAGUCUACAGGAAUUAAAUCUCAGAGGAUGUUCAAGUUUAGUGGAGCUUCCCUCUUCUAUUGGAAAUGCCAUUCAUCUCAAGAAGUUGAAUCUCACUGGAUGUUCAAGUUUGUUAGAGCUUCCUUCCUCUAUUGGGAAUGCAACUAAUCUCCAGUUUCUAUCUCUUAGUAAUUGUUCAAGUUUAGUGGAGCUCCCCUCUUCUAUUGGGAAUGCCAUAGGGAACCUAGAGCAUUUGUAUUUUAGUGAUUGCUCAAGUUUAGUGGGAGUCCCUUCCUCUAUUGGAAAUGCAACUAAUCUCAGGAAUUUGGAUUUUAGCAGAUGCUCAAGUCUUGUGGAGCUUCCUGCCUCUAUUGGAAACCUCCAAAAACUAGACUCUUUGAUUUUGAGAGAAUGUUGCAAGCUGGAGGCUCUUCCUGUCAACAUCAUCUUUAAAUCUCUGAUGAGACUUGAUCUCACUGAUUGCUCCUUGAUGAAAAGUUUUCCUGAGAUCUCGACAAACAUCAAAUAUAUGCAUCUCGCUGGAACUGCGAUUAAAGAAGUGCCUUCAUCGAUCAGGUUGUGGCCUCGUCUUGAUGUCUUGCAUAUGUCAUACAACGAGAAACUCAAGGAGUUCCCUCAUGUUCUUGACAUCAUGACAGAUUUAGUCAUGAGCAACACAGAAAUACAAGAGAUUUCACCAUGGAUAGAGAGAAGCUCUCGUCUUGAUCGACUUGUACUCACAGGAUGCAAACAGCUUUUGUCACUCCCACAGCUUCCAAGUUCAUUAUCACAGUUAGACGCAGAAGAUUGUGAGUCUCUGGAGAGACUAGACUGCUCCUUUCUUAAUCAAAAGAUUGAUCACAACUUCGCCAAAUGCUUCAAACUGAAUAAAGAAGCGAGAGAUGUCAUCAUCAAGUCAUCGACUAAUAAAGUAACGUUCUUACCCGGUAAAGAAAUGCCUAACUACUUCAAUUAUCAAGCUAAUGGAGGUUCCCUAGUAAUGAAGUUGAAUGAGAGGCCUUCAUCUUCAUCAAUGAUAUGGAAGGCUUGCAUCUUGCUAGUCCGUAAAGAUGAGGUUGAAGCUGGUAUAGGACAAAUGGUGUAUGUACAUCAUGGGAUCAAACAGAAUAGCCUCGAUGUACCGUGCAGUCCAAGAAACCACACUCUGUUUCGUCCUUUAACGGAACAUCUCUACAUCUUUGAAUUCGAAGCAGACGUGACUUCAGACGAACUUUGCUUUGAGUUCAGGGUCAACAAAGAAGAAUGGAUGAUAAAAGAAUGUGGAGUGCAUUACGUUAAAUACCAGUUGAUGGGUUGAUACAUAGAUGCAAUGUUGAAUUUUUGUAUAAUAUUAUCAAUCAUUAUCAUAAUCAUUACGAAUAGUUGUGGUGGGUUAUACCUUACGAAUAAACAAGGAACCAAGUCUCUCAUACAUUUAGGUUCUCUUUCUAACUCUGCAACUGGCUUGCCAGGAGGCGGAAGCGUGGAAGAUGGCGCAAAUAGUUGAGACUAAUUUUGCUGCAGAGGAGAGGAGUCCGGUGAUAGCUUCAGUAACCGAGGAUGCAAACGGG